AUGACGUUCUUGUCGCUGUGUCUGUCUUUGCUGUUGUCGUCUUCUUUUUUUUUUCUUUUUUUGAAGCCCCCAAAUUUAACGAGGAGAGUAGAUUCAAUUUUGUAUUCCAAGGGAAAAUAUUGUCUCGUUUUCUUUUUCUUUUUUCCUAUCUUUGUGGCUUCAUUCUCCUCUUUUCUUGUCUCUUCACAAUCUGUCACUCCCUCUUUUCCCCAAUUUCUCUUUCUUUCUCUGCAAGUAUUUGCCCACACCUCUUUCAAUAUUUUCAAAUCUUUCUCUCUCUGUAAAUAUUCAACGUUCUCUCUAUCUGGGCCGCUUCUCUUUCUAUCUAUCUAUGUAUCUAUCUAUCUAAAUAUGUAUGUUUCUUCUAAUCUAUCUAUCUAUCUAUCUAUAUAUAUAUCUAUGUUUCUUCAUGUCUAUGUAUCUAUCUAUCUGUCUAUGUUGCUUCAUAUCUAUCUAUCUAUCUCAUUCGGUCCACAUCUAUCUAUCUAUCUAUGUUUCUUCAUGUCUAUCUAUCUAUGUUUCUUCAUAUCUAUCUACCUAUCUAUCUAUCUAUGUUUCUUCAUAUCUAUCUAUCUCUCUAUCUAUCUAUGUUUCUUCAUGUCUAUCUAUCUAUGUUUCUUCAUAUCUAUCUAUCUAUCUAACUAUCGAUCUAUCUAUCUAUCUAUAUAUCUAUGUUUCUUCAUAUCUAUCUAUCUAUCUAUCUAUCUAUCUAUCUAUCUAUCUAUCUAUCUACUCAUUACUCCAUUUACUGUAAGAAAAUGUCCGCAUUAA
Molecule: messenger RNA, 771 nt
Organism: Acanthosepion pharaonis
Lineage: Eukaryota; Metazoa; Mollusca; Cephalopoda; Sepiida; Sepiidae
Source: the annotation of a GenBank genome assembly